AUGGAGACGGAGGUGGGAGCCGCUCGUGCCGCAGUAGGCGCAGAGGAGGCGCGGUGUGUCGGGCAGAGUUUGCGCUCCACGCGAUAUUUUCUGCUGAUAGUGAUCGGGGACAUUUCAGCGGAUCAUCAGCUGAACAAAGUGAAAGAACAAAUAAAACAGGGGCUCCGCUCAUGGGAGAUCAAUCUGACAGUCUGUGAUUUGAACAAAGAGCUGCAGCUCUUCAAAGCCAAGCAUUCAGCUCAGUUCUCUUCAGAGGUGAAAGGACAAAUAAUUCUGCAAUACAAGAGUGAUGUCCUUGAGACAGUUGUAUUAGUGAAUCCGUCUGUGGAAAAUAUUGCUAUAGAGAUCAGAACCCUCCUCUGUGACUCAGCUAAACACAAGUUACUGGUCCUAAGCGGUCAGAGCACUGAGCAAGGUGGUGACAUCAUCCUGAAAGGUGGAGCGUUUGACUGGAAGAAUUUCUCUGACAUCAUUACAAGUCAAAGAAUUAAGAACUUCCUGAGCCAGUCAGGUCCAGGUGAGCGAGCGUGUCUGACUGUGUGUUGUGAAGGAGAGGGGGCCUGGAGCUCCCUAGGGCUCGACCAGGAGCAGAACUUGCUGGACUACAGAUUUAACCCGGACCCUGUGCUGCCUGAGAUGGAGGGCGUUACAGAGUUUACAGAUUAUGUCUCUGAGACUGUGGAUGUUGCUUCCCCAUUUGAGCUCCUGGAGCCACCCAGCUCAGGGGGAUUCCUGAAGUUGUCCAAGCCAUGCUGCUAUAUCUUCCCUGGAGGCAGAGGUGACUCAGCCCUGUUCGCAGUCAACGGCUUUAACAUUUUGAUUGAUGGUGGUUCAGAGCAAAAAUCUUGCUUCUGGAAACUGGUGAGACACUUGGAUAGGAUAGAUUCUGUUCUGCUUACCCACAUUGGAGCUGACAAUCUCCCUGGGAUAAAUGGACUAUUGAGGAGAAAAAUUGCAGAACAGGAAGAGGACCAUUCUCAAGGCUCAAAUGCCUAUGGAGAAUGGAUGAAAAACCUGAUUUCACCUGAACUUGGUGUGUUUUUCUUCAAUGUUCCAGAAAAGCUAAAGAUGUCGGAAUCAACUCUGAAAGUUAAAAGGAGCAUUGAGGAGGCAUCUCUUACGCUGCAGCACCUCAGCAAAUUGGGCAUCAAACCCGAGCCCCUGUAUCGAGUUGUUAGCAACACAAUUGAGCCUGUCACCCUUUUUCACAAAUUGGGUGUUGGCAGAUUAGAUAUGUACAUUCUAAAUCCAGUCAAGGACAGUAAAGAAAUGCAAUUUUUCAUGCAGAAGUGGGCAGGUAACAGUAAGGCUAAGACUGGCAUCACCUUGGCCAAUGGCAAAGAGGGAGAAAUUUCUGUUCCAUACCUUACAUCAGUAACAGCCCUUGUUGUCUGGGUUCCAGCCAGCACUACUGAAAAGAUAGUGAGGGUAUUGUUUCCUGGAAAUGCACCACAGAACAAAAUUUUUGAGGGACUGGAAAAGCUAAGGCAUCUCGAAUUCUUGCGUUAUCCAGUUGCUACUCAAAAAGACAUAUCAUCUGGAGGGCCCCCUUCAGCGAUGAAACAAACAAAACUUAAGCCAAGGACUGAUAGCAAGGAAAGCCUCAAGUCUUCACCCAAAAUACCUGCCACUACUAAAGCAAGCAAGAAAGAGGCAAAUGAGGACAUUGAAUCAAAAAGCGACUCAGUAAAAGAGACUAAAGUGGAAAAGAAACCAAAUAAACUGCAAGAGAGUGUUAAACCUCAUAAACCAGUGAAAACCUGUGCAGAGACCACUGAUACAGCAAAGCAAGAGAAAAAGAAGUUGUUAAGGGAGAAAUCUCCAAAGAAACAUGCCAAGACCUCCAAAAUGGAGGAAAAGAAGGAUAAAGAAAAGAAGCAGAUAAAGAAAGAAAAGAAAGAAAUAAAAAAGCAAGAAUCUGUUAAGAAAGAUGACAAUAAGGAAUCCAAAAUGAAGGAAGAAAAGAAGACCGAUUCAGGUAAACCAGAAUUAAGGAAGAUCACCAAACCUGACUUAAAACCCUUCACCCCUGAGGUCAAAAAGACUCUCAACAAAGCAAAGGUUCAAACCAAACCGAAGACAGAAAAAACAAAAGCAAUCAAAGAGCGAGAGAACAGACCUGCUGCAAAACAGGUUUCAAAAGAGAUACAGGAAAAUGACAGAUCCCUGGUCUCCUCCCCAGAAGACCUUACCAAAGAUUUUGAAGCACUCAGACAAGAGGAACUUUCUGAACUUGCAGAGAGCAAAGUGCUUUCAAACCUCGAAUCUUAUCCUGACACAAAAGUCACACAUAUUGUAUCUCCAGAUGAAGGAAUACCCACUACUGACAAUGAGACUGAAUCCCCUCACGAGGAACAGAACGUGUAUGGAGAAAAGACAAAUAAAUCCCUAAUAAAAACAACAGACAAAUUUGAGGAUGAGGGUGCUGCUACAGAAGAUGACUAUGAGGACGAAUACAACACUGAGACCAAAAUGGCUAAAACUUCAGAUCUCACAGGGAAGGCAGAUGACCAAAAAUGCCUGGACAUAAAGAAGAACGAAGAGCUUGAAAAGAAACAUAAAAAGAGUGACAGUGAGGAGGAAGAGGAUGUUAUCGAAAAAGCUGAGCUGGAGGAAGCAGAAGAUAUAGUUCAUGAGGAAGAGUUGAAAUAUAAGACUGAGGAGGCAAAAAAAGAAAAUAUUAGUAAAGACUGGGACACCAAACAAAUUGAUACUAAAACUAUCAAACCUGCUGGUGCCACUGAGCACAUCUCAUUCAUCCAAGAUGAAACGAUUCCUGGAUACUCAGAGACCGAACAGACCAUUUCUGAUGAGGAGAUCCAUGAAGAGCCAGAGGACAGGAUCCCUCAUCUCCGUUACGACAAUGUCUCCAUCCCUGAUCAACCUGACUCUUUCUUCAGUGGCAUAAAAGACACAAAACUUCCAACCAUAUCUGUUGCACCUGAUUUAACAGCAAAGAUGACCAGUGUUGGCCAAGAGCCACCUUUAUCUACAUAUUCCACAAAUAUCAUUGCAGCACCAUUGGCUGAGGAAGAACAUAUAUCGUCAGCCACCUCAAUUACAGAGUAUGAUAAAUUAUCUUCUUUUGCAGCAUCGGUUACUGAAGAUCAGUCUAUUGCAUCUGUGACAGCACCUCCAACUGAGGAAAUAGGAAAAAGCUCUUUACUCCUGGACAAUGCUAACAGUAUGCAAUCAUCCAGUCGUACAGAAGGAAAAGAAUACUUGCAUUCAGCUGGCACAAUCUCUCCAACAUCAUCUUUAGAAGAAGACAAAUGCUUCAAGUCACCUCCAUCAGAAGAAUGCCAACCCACUGCUCCAGAGAUGGACACUACUGGAAAACCCACCACUCAAGCACAUGAAGAUGAUGAUGAAGAUGAAGAAGAGGAAGACGACCAGACACCCAACGUUGACAUACCUCUUGGAAAACUCCAUGAGAGUUACGCAUCUGCCGCAGUGCAGGAACAGCUUGAUAAAUGCCCUUCAUCUACGGUACCUCUUUCUUCACCUGGAGCACCUUCAGUCUCACAAGAAAAGGCAGAAAAAGUCCUUUCUCCAGAUGUGCCCAAAACAGAUGGUGCUGGGAAAACACUAUCUUUUGCACCCUGUGUCUCCAGCACCCCAGAGGUGAGUGGUGCUUCAGAACCAUCAGAGAGAUGUGCAAGUCCAGAUGAUAGCACCAUGAGAAUGGCCUCACCUACACAGUCAGGCCCUACUAGCAUUGGUUAUUCACCUACUGAGGAAAAGGCACCAAAGUCUUUAUUAAUGGAGAAAGAGGACAGAAUGGACAAGGAUACAUAUGAUGUUCAAAUGUUAACCAAACAUGAAACGGUUGUAGACAGUGAUGCAAACAAAAAGGCUGUUAAAGUAAUGGAGGCUGAAGGUGACGCAUUCAAAGGUGGUUUGUCUAGCACAAGGGCAACAUUUGAUGAUUCAGGUGAAGAAGAAGAUGACGUUGGUGAAGAGGAAGUAGUUGAAGAAGAAGAACAUCUUGGGAAGGGAGAUUUUAAGACCGGUGUUAAAACAAAAUACAAAGAAGAGAGAGAGAGCACAUUCCUUGAUGAAGAUGACACUUGUGAGCCACAAGCUUUAAAAGAAGAAAAGCUAAUUAAAAAUGAGAAAGAGGAAGUGGAGAAGAAAGAUAAACUUCAAGACAUGACCUACUUGGAGAAAGAACACAAGUCCCAGAUGCCGAGCUCUGAAGAGGAGGAAGAGAGUGAAGACGAAGAAUGCACUUACUCGAGCAUAAAAGGGCCUCAGGACAAGUUUGAUUCAGUGUCAGCAGCCUACGGCGAAAAAGAUGUGCCAUUGUCAGAGAGAGAUGACUCCACUGUGACCUCCAAAAAUGGUGAUAAAAGUGUACACUUCAACUUGUACUCCUUCCCUCAGUCUGAGAAGGGUCUUAAAGAUGAUCAUGUGAGAGAAACAAGGCAGGAUACACCUUAUGUAGGGAAGAGUUUUACAUAUUCUGAUGUAUAUGACAGUAAAUCUAGUUCGGUGGAAUCAUACUCUCCUAAUUUACCAAAAGAUUGCACUAGUAAGUCUGAACGUAAUGAAACCCUGAAGGAAACAGAGAAAAAAGAUUCCAUAUAUACCUUACUGGAAGCUACAAAGAUGUCAGAAUUCGAGGAAACUCACCUAAAGGAUGUGUCAUCAUUAUCAUCAAACAGUGAAACCAAAACAUGUGUGGACUCGAACUUUGGACACAUUUUAGAUGAAAAAUCUACAGACUUAUUAACUGAUGUUAAACCAGAGGCCAAGAAAUCAUCACAUUCAUUCUCACCAGAAAGAGACCUAUUUUCGGUUCAAUUUGAUAAAUCUACUGUUAUUGGAAAGACAGAAGUAGCUGAUACCCCAUCAAGUGGUUAUCAAGAUGACCUUACCACUUCUGGCUAUUUGGCUGCAAAAAGCAGCACUUCUUUGGCAGCUCAGUCUUUCAGCGAGGUGACAAGAGCAAGUGCGCUAGACAUGAAGAUGUUAGCCCAUGGAGAGGAUGACGAUGAUGACGAAGAAGAAGAUACUGAUGAAGAUGAUGAUGAUGAUGAUAUGUACAGGAGACAUGUCAGUGACAGUGAUAUGGAAAAAGAUGCAAAAUACAAACCAGGGAAAGAAUUAAGCCCGUUAUGUGGUGUCACCAGCAUAGUGCCACCUGAAUUCAAGGAGGAAAAGAAGGACACCUCACAGGACUAUGGUUUUGGCUCUGUCAGCUGUGACACCCCCCCAGCUCCUACUCCUUUUGAACCGACAAAGAGUCAAAAAAAUGUUGAGGAACCUUUUGAAAUGGGUAAAAAGGAAGCAGCAUCACCACUCUCUGGCAGCCACAUGACAGAAUAUUCUGGAUAUGAAUAUUCUUAUGGUGAGGUGAAAAAGUCUGCUCCAUCCAGUCAUUUAGACAACAAAGAUGAGAGCUAUGGUCAGUCUUUCUUAGCCCUGUCCACAAAACCAAGUGAAGACAAAUAUUUCCAUGAUGACAAAGACCUUGAGUUUGAAAAGCAAAAAACACCAGAUAUUUUAGCAAAAAAACCUGGAGACUCUGUCUCACCAGGCUUCAGUUAUACAACUACAUCAGCCACAGCAUACUCCUCCUCUUCCUCAUACAGUCACUCCUCCUCUGCCUCCGCCUCUCUCUCCACUAGUCGCCAGUUUGGAGAUGAGCUAGAAACUCCUGCCAGUGUUGGAUAUGAGUAUUCACCAUUUAAAGAUGAGCACUCACCUGUAAUAGAUUCACCAUUCUCCACUUCUGGUGGGCUGGUUAAAGAUGAGUAUUUGGAGGUAUCAGAGAAGAUGACUCCUGCCACCACCACAGCUGAGUCCACGUCCAGCUUAGCAAGGUUUUCACCGCUAUCACCUUUUGAGGAGGUUAAGCCCUUACCUUCUUUCCCCCUUACCUCUGCAGUGGAUAAAAGAGAAGAACUUGCUAGCUCUGCAAGUAGUGCUUUGGACAAGGGCCCUCAGGGUGCAUGCUUUUACAAGCCAGAAUGGGAAGCAGAUACAGGUUUGCAGUCUGAAUAUGGUGCUACUGGACCUUACAAUCUCCUUUCUGAGUCUGCUGAAAAAGACACUUUGAAAAAAGAUCUGUUUGGUGCUUCCUCAACACCUCAUGCUGAUUUACCCAAGAAACAAUAUUAUGAAGACACUGAGAGCAGCGAAGAGGAGGAAGAUUACAUUUGUGAGUCUGAACAGGACAAACUGCACUACCAAAGAGCUCCAUUUACAGCUGAAGCAGACAAUAAAGAUGAUCCUUUUUCUGUGACUGAAAAACGGUCUUCUGCCAGUAAGGCAGGCGCAUUUCCAGAUGUGCUUUCAUACACUUCUUCAGUACCACAGACUACAAAACCAGAUACUGCAAAUGGUCCUGCAGAAGUCACCAUGGCAGCACCAGAAGCCUUUGCUGACACCAGCAAGGUUACAAAAUCAAAAACUGAACUGAAAAGUGAGAAGUUUGAAGCCUGCAAGAUAAGGAAUCCGUUUGAAUGGGAGCUGCAGCAGCAAAGAGGUGUCUACCCAGGAGAGUCACCACCUCAUUAUCGUCAUGAGGAUGAGUACGAGGAAGAAGAGGAAAAGGAGCCCGAGCAUCCACCUCGUCCUCUUUCCCUUUCAUCUGCAGAUCAGUCUUUACCAUCAUCGUACUAUAAAGAAGAUCCAGGCAGGCGUGAUGACUUAGAUCGUCCUUCCGAUACAUAUAUAGGUGCCAGCUCUUUCUCCUCUUCCCCAGGUUACUCUUCCUCUGAGUACAAACAGAGGAAGGGAGACACCUCUCCAUCAUUUAUCAACCCAAGCAUUUGCCAACUGUCCAGUGAUGAGGAAGAUGAGGAACAGAGAAGCCAGAAUGCAGAUCAGCAGCAGCCAUCAGGCAAGAAACAAUCCUACAACCAACCGCAGCAUGGUUCCUACAGAGAGGACAGUGAAUCACAGCGCCUCUCUGGAGCCAUGGCUGCAGGGACUGGCCUAGCUGGAGAGGACACACCUCCAACUUCUGUCAGCGAAUCUCUGCCCUCACAGACAGAUUCUGAUGUUCCACCAGGAACAGAGGAGUGUCCCUCCAUUACAGCAGAAGCAAAUGCAGAAUCUGAUGAGGAUGCAGAUUAUCUCCCUGUGGACAAGUCAUCUGGAGCCUAUGGUGGAAAGCACUUCUCAUCCCGGCCAGAGAAAAGUCAUGAUCCACUGCCCUCACCAAUGAUGGAUCCAGCCCCUUAUCCACCUCGUCCUGAUGUCUGCAUGGUAGACCCAGAUGCUCUCUCCAGUCUUACUGACAAACCUUUAAAGAAAGACUCAAAAACAAAGAGCCUUCGCAAAACAAGUAAGUCAAGAUCACCGGCUAGGAAAGCUGAUGCCAUUCGUAAGAGGUCUCCAUCAAAGGAUUCCUCUCCUCGUACCACUUCUCUGAAGAAGAAGGACUUAGAUGAUGAUCUGUCCAAGUCAAGUCACAACACGGGGAAGGGCCUUGUCAAUGGAAUUAAAACUAUUUCAGGAUCAAACACUGCAAAAUCCAGUUCUGCUGCACCUUCUGGUUCUCCAAUCUUUGUGGACUUGGCCUACAUUCCCAACCACUGCAGUGCUAAAAAUGUCGACCAGGAGUUCUUCAAACGUGUGCGCUCUACCUAUUAUGUAGUGAGUGGGAAUGACUCCAGCAGUGGAGAGCCUAGCCGUGGUGUCCUGGAUGCCCUGCUGGAGGGAAAAGCACACUGGGGGUCUAAUCUACAGGUGACGUUGAUCCCGACCCAUGACACAGAAGUAAUGAGGGAGUGGUACCAACAGACCCACGAGAAGCAACAGGAGCUGAAUAUCAUGGUGUUGGCCAGCAGCAGCACCGUUGUGAUGCAGGAUGAGUCAUUCCCUGCUUGUAAGAUUGAGUUCUAAGUCUGGCAUGGCUCCCAGGUUCACACUUUUACACUGAAAUGAUCCUUUAUCGCCUUAUUUGUCAUAUCUUAAGUGUAACUCCAUUUGAUAACAUUGUGCAUAAUCACUCAGUCGUCCUUGUUUCUCCUAAAUCGGUUAUGGCUCUUACAACAUUCCCUAACCUGAAUGAGCAUGGUAUUAUCCAGAACUAGGAGGAUGUGCCUUUAACUUUUGGAUUUUCAGUUUACUUUUGCCCUUUAAUGAAGAAAGAAAUACAAAU
Messenger RNA from Neoarius graeffei (lesser salmon catfish), 8116 nucleotides. RefSeq names its product microtubule-associated protein 1Aa (gene map1aa). NCBI's taxonomy places the organism in Eukaryota, Metazoa, Chordata, Actinopteri, Siluriformes, Ariidae. The record is from RefSeq and is a predicted model, not a curated record. The coding region runs from base 1 to 7857 and encodes 2618 amino acids. The transcript is spliced from 7 exons. Gene Ontology annotation, biological process: microtubule cytoskeleton organization; regulation of microtubule depolymerization; dendrite development. Gene Ontology annotation, cellular component: dendrite; cytosol; synapse. Gene Ontology annotation, molecular function: actin binding; microtubule binding.